Molecule: messenger RNA, 1641 nt
Organism: Lasiosphaeria miniovina
Lineage: Eukaryota; Fungi; Ascomycota; Sordariomycetes; Sordariales; Lasiosphaeriaceae
Exons: 1
Source: RefSeq, a predicted model, not a curated record
GACAGUUCUUCAUACACCCGACUGCACAUUACGCCUCUAGAAGCCGAUCUACUCGAGGUAUUGCUAUCCUCAGCCCUCCUCCCAAAAGCUCGCAACAUUUCAUACCACUCGAUCGAUACCUUCCCCGACAGGCGCUACGGCUUCUUGGACCUACCAGGCGAGGACGCAGAGAAGCUAAGGAAGAAGCUCAACGGCGCCGUUGUUAAAGGGGUCAAGAUCCGCAUUGAACGCGCAAGGCCAUCCCGCAUCCUGGUACCCCUCGGUAACGAAGCGAUGGCGGACGAAAAGGCUGCUAACAGGGCAAAGGACAAGGGGACCGCAGACAAGCUCAAACCAAAGAAACGGAAGCGCGGCGCUGACGAGAUAACCGGCGUUGUUCUGGAAGAGGGGAGACAAGUCAAACGAGGAUGGACCACUCCGGACCAGCCAAAGGAUAAGAAAGACAAGCGAGACAAGCGCGACAAGAAGAAGGAGAAGAAGGAGAAGAAGCGGGUCAAAUCCAAGCAUACCGAUCAUGCCGAAUGUUUAGUGAAGACCAUUUUGCCCGCGAACGCUUCUGCAUCCCCCGACUUCAACGAUGCUGUCCCCAGGAAGAAGGGCAAAUCUCGAGAGGUUGUGGUACACGAAUUCGAGAAGACUGCCAAAUUCCCAUCUUUUCUCAAAGCUGCAGUAUCUUCUAGCCCGUCAGGGCCUCCUCUUGAGUUUGUCGACAGAAAAGGCUGGGUCGACGAGGACGGCAAUGUCGUUGAGACCGUCAAGACCCGAUCAGCGGUGGCUGCUGGUUUGCGAGCUCAAGAGCAAGCAAGAAACACACCCCCUCGAGCUGGAUCGGCGGAUGAUGAAGAAGCAAACAGCAGUGCCGAAAAAGCAGCCGAGGGGAGCCAGUCUGGGAGCCCUGUGCGUUCUAGCCGAGAUACGUCGCCAUCCCGGGAAAGCCCAGAACAAGACGUUCCCGUAACCAGCGGCGAAACAAGUUCUCAGCCCGCUCAAGGAGACUCGAAGCCGGUGUUAUCCUCUUUGUUGGCCAAUUCUGAUCCGUCGCGGCCCAAAUCGUCUAGCUCCGCUAAGAGUUUAAGCAUCAAAAUUCCGCCAGCAACACCCAAGGAGCCCCAUGUACAUCCAUUAGAGGCCCUGUACAAACGGCCGAAAGAAGCCGACGCGGAUACUACUGCCAAUCAAGGACCAUCAAACCCGAAACCCUUUAGCUUUUUCGACGCCUCCAAUGACGACCAACCUAGAGAGGAUGUAGAUAUGGCUCCUAACAGCCAAGUUCCAAUGACGCCCUACUCCCGCCUCGAGUUUGAGUCACGUGGGGUUAGGAGUGCUGCGCCUACCCCAGACACAGCACACCCGAACCAAAGAUUCAAGCCAUGGGCAACCGAGGACGACGAUAUUGAGGAUGACGAGGACGAGGGCGAGGACGAGAUGGAUGAAGAUCUGGAAGACAGUAGUGUGGACAUGCUCGGGAAAGCCCCUAGCCAGGCUCCAAAGCCGAAAGAUAAUGGGUCUGCAAGUGAUUUCCAGAAGUGGUUCUGGGAAAACCGAGGUGAUCUCAAUCGGUCCUGGAAGAAGAGGAGGAAGCUGGUGGGCAAGGAGAAGCGUUACAGGGAGAACAAGGCUCGUAUGGCCCGAGCAAUCUAG